Panthera uncia (snow leopard) is the source of this 633-nucleotide messenger RNA. Its product is annotated as translation initiation factor IF-2-like. NCBI's taxonomy places the organism in Eukaryota, Metazoa, Chordata, Mammalia, Carnivora, Felidae. The record is from RefSeq and is a predicted model, not a curated record. The coding region runs from base 64 to 633 and encodes 189 amino acids. The transcript has 2 exons.
CAUGACAUCUUUCUCUCUCAAAUUAAAAUGUGACUUGGUUCACCGGUAAAAGCGCAGUGGGAGAUGGAAAAGACCGCGAGUCGGAAAGGAAGAGGAGCUCCUCUGCCAAGCUGUCCCCGCGCUCGAUCCACUCGGUCCCAAACCCACAGGCAGGAAGAGACGCGGAGGAAAAGGAGAGCCGGGUGCGCCGGGUGGCGACCACCCCGACCGCACCGCGGGCCCCGGAGGGACGACCGACCCCAAGUCUCCUUGGGCAACGCUGCCCACCGCGAUGGGGGAAGGGCCGGGAGGGGUCCCGCGGAGCAAGCCGCUCCCAGGGGGUUUCUCGGCCCCGCACGCCCGCCCGGGUCCCAGAGGGUGAAGCGAGGCGACAAGGGAGGCCCUGGCUCCGGGCCCCACCCCUCGCAACACGGCGGGGCUAGGGCUGACACGGCCGGCGGCAGCACCUUGCCGCAACACACAUCUCCCGACCCCCACGGUCCCCCGCCAUUUACCCCCCUCCGCCUCAGUUUCCCCACCCCCCGCCCGUCAGCCCCCUUACCCCGUGCCACAGUCCACCACACAGGCCGGCAGCCGUCCCGCCAUCUUCCUCCUCGCCUGCUGCUGCCGCUGCCGCCGUCUGCUCCGUGCUGA